CUCGCUGGAAACGAAACAGGAAGCAGCUGAACUAGUGACUGUGUUUGUCAUGUUGAGCUGCAAGUUAGCCACAAGUCCUGUGUCAUAAACGACUUGUCACCAGUACUUCGUUUGCACGCGAGUCCGGGGGCUUUCCGAAGAAAUGUGAACCUUACCUGGUAAACUGGCAUGUCCUCUUUUAGCUCCACCGUUUUGCUUGUCAGCUUGUGGAGAAGACAACAUUGUCAAAUUCCGUUCAGCUGUCGGCAGGGACGAGUCGGUCGGGUCCACUCCUGAGUUUGACAGUGAGGUGACGCUCUCCCUGCGAGGGGCGCAGCCUCUGCCUCUACAGGACACCGGGGGCUGCGGACUGUUAAAGUGGAGCCGUUGCUGCGUGGUAUUUAUCAGAGGCAAAUCUAACUGUCCAUCAACACACACUCACAAUAAGAAGAAAACCAUGUGGUGGUUCCAGCAGGGCCUGUGCAUCUUGCCAGUUGCUCUGGUGAUCUGGACAGCAGCCUCCUUCAUCUUUACCUACAUCACAGCUGUAGUACUGAGACAUGUGGAUGCACUGCUUCCUUACAUCAGUGAUACAGGAACAGUGGCUCCAGAGAGGUGUGUGUUUGGCAUCAUGCUGGAUGUAUCGGCAUUCCUAGGAAUGGCCACCACAUAUGUACGCUAUAAACAGGUUCAGGCUCUGACAGGCCAGGAAGAAUAUAAACUCCACAAGCUCAACCAGUUUGGCCUGGUGCUGGGUUGGAUCAGCUCGUUUGGCAUGUGUGUGGUUGCCAACUUUCAGAAAACCACGCUGUUCUACAUGCACUUGGUGGGCGCCGUGCUGACGUUUGGGGUGGGGGCUCUGUACAUCCUGGUCCAGACUCUACUCUCCUUCUACAUGCAGCCUCACAUCAACAGCAAGGCCACCUUCCAUGUCCGCCUCAGCAUUGGCAUGUGGACCCUGGCUAGUAUCAUCAGCAUGUUUGUGUCGUCUGUCAUCAUGUACAGCAGCCUGCCUGGAGUGGAUGUAGCUCACAAACUGCACUGGACACCUGGAGAGACGGGUUACACUGCUCACAUCAUCAGCACGAUCUGUGAAUGGUCCCUGGCUUUCUCUUUCAUCAGCUUCUUCCUCACCUACAUCAGAGACUUUCAGAAAAUUAAUUUGCGAGCGGAAGCUGAUCUCCAAAGCAGUCACCUGUAUGACUGGCCACACUAUGGCAUCGCAGCACCAGUCAACCAUUCAGAAACCUCACCACUCCUAUCAGGACGCGCCUGAGCAGCAGUACACACCAUCAUGCAGUCCAAAGUUUAAUGCACUUGUUUAACAUAUAUUUUACAUUUUAUGCUUGUUUUAAUAAAAGCACCAACAAUAUAUUAUGAAAAUUUGCACUAUUUUUAUAUGAAGUAAUGUAUCUUGAGAAGGAGGCUUUGACUGUGGCUUUGGUGUUGGCAGUAUCUCUGUGAGGCUGCUGCGCUCUCUCUGACCACUGCAUGGCCCCAGAAAUGUUUUGGUAAGGUUAUGGGAACACUUCAUUAUUCACUUACAUUACUUCCAUUUUUUAAUUAUGCAACACGCGUCUUUCUCUCAGUUUUUCAAACCUGAUGAUAAGUAAAUCAGUAUCAUUUUUUUAAAUAAUGAGACCUGCAUAAUUAUGUAUGUAGAUUUUAGUUAACUGUUCUCAGGCUGUACUAGAGAAAAGAUGCUUUUUGGGUUAUGAAUGGGAAGCAGGCUAACUACAUCAGUGUGUCUAAUCAGGUAAUAAUGGUGCUAUCACAGGGAACUAACUUGUCAACCUCAUCUUUAACCCCGACCCCCUCUAUAACAUAAUACAAGACAAUGCUCUGCAAAUGGAAUUGUGCACUAUAUUGUUGCUGUUGUACAUGAUUGCUGUAAGGCUAAUUAAGUUUUUUUAUCAUUACCAUGCUCAUACUUUGUCUAUCUCAGAUCACAGCUCAUAUUUAGAAAUGUAUUAACAGUUGACAUAAGUAUUUGGUUUACUAUCAGCCCUGCCAAACGAAGCAAGUCAAUGAAAUGUAAGCUGUACAUGUUACAAAAAAAAACAACUGUAUUUUUAAUAAAUUGAGAAAAACGAAGUAAUUCAUAAGUAAUUCUCAGCAAUAACAAGGACAGUGUUGUGUUUGUAUGUCAAAUUUUCACUGUAUCCGUUUCAGUAAAACAGCGCGUGACCACACCUGCUGUCAUAGCAACAAGCUCAGCAUAAUGGCACUUAAGCUAUUUUUGUUGAAUGUUUUCCUUUGGCUCACAACAAUGCGUUGUUGUUAGCUUUCAUUUCCCUUUUCUUCUCUUUGCAUUGUGGAGCUCUUGCAAGGACACGCCUUCUCACUUUUCAUCAGAACCAAACAGAGCAGACUGAGCGGGAUCAAUGCAAUGAACUGAAUCCUCUGUUUGACAAUUUGAUAGAAAGCUGAAAUAAGUUCCUGAAAUCUACAAGUCUACUGUACAAUAGUAUAGAAUGUGUGUUGUGUGGUGGUUAAGGUCAUUUAAUGCAAACUGGAGCUUGGGGAGAGUGUUGGGUUGUGGAGUUCCCUGGUGGUUAUGUGACUCCACAUGACGGUGCAAUAUCCUUAUUAGUGUGGACUGUUAAUCCACAUUAUUGUAUUUGUAUCUCUCCAUUCACUUAAAUAGCACAGCAAAACACUUUUAAUGCAUAAAAGAAUGCAAACAAAGCAGAUUAUACCAAUAUUAAAAAAAAGUCCCAGCAUCCUU
Molecule: messenger RNA, 2707 nt
Organism: Myripristis murdjan (pinecone soldierfish)
Lineage: Eukaryota; Metazoa; Chordata; Actinopteri; Holocentriformes; Holocentridae
Gene: dram2b
Product: DNA-damage regulated autophagy modulator 2b
Exons: 9
Coding region: 437-1255 (272 amino acids)
Biological process (GO): regulation of autophagy; photoreceptor cell maintenance
Cellular component (GO): lysosome
Source: RefSeq, a predicted model, not a curated record